AUGGAACUGAAAUUGCGGACCGUGCCUGGCUUUCUGCCCACGGUGCUGUCCACAUCCGAAGAAAGCAGCAGCAUUGCCACGCCCACAAAUGGACAUGGCUAUAUACAAUUCGAUAUCAAUGAAGAGCCGCCCAGGCCAACUGUGCGUCGCGAAAAGAAGCCAAAGUCCAAAAAGGACACAGUGAAUGAGGUGCUCUUCAGCCUGUUUCCCAACGGCUUCUCGGACAUCUUUCGCUUUAGCGGCAGCGAGGCAAACACAGAGGCAGCCACAGAUGCACCGAGCACCUCGGAAACCACUACAAAUAAAGCGGUGGUGCAUGCCACAACUGCAACGGAGUCCAGUGCCAACACAGAGCCCGUAACGUUGCCGCCUAAGAACGAGACCUUUUACAGCUACCAGACGACCGUGACAAAGGAGUAUAGACGCGAGCUGCGGCCAGGACAUACGCAAAUCGUGGUGGAGAAGAUCAGUAGUGCCGAGCGAGAACCGUUUACGGACGGCAGCAAUCACAUCUCCCGGGAUGAGCUGUUGCGCAUAAAUCGCGCCGCAGUCGCAUCUCCAGUGUUACCCAGUUUACUGCUGCGCCCCGAGAUCGAGGGCGAGGACAAUGAGACUCUCGUCGCCGCCGAGAGUGCACCCAUUGUCAUACUUGGCGAGCAGGAAACCGAACUCGAGGAAGGUCAGAGCAUUGAGGACAAUCAGAUUGCGGAAUCACGCCACAUGGAUCAGCAGCUCUACCAGCAACUGCUGCCAGCCCCCGCUCGAGACGUGGACUCCUCCUCUCACACCAUUGAGAGUUACAGAAGUCAAGAAGGACCCGCCGAUCACCAGCAAAUCAAUGUCCACAUUGUGCACGAUGAGUCGCAGGCAAAGGUGCCAGAAGCGCCCGAGUCACAGCCACAGCAGGCACUGGAUCACUUCCAAGCCCAUAGUGAGCAACGCUUCCAGCAGCAUCAUCAGACCCAAGAGGCACCCUCGAGGCAGUUUCUGAAGACCUUCAAGCCCAUCAUUUCGGGCAGUGCCGACAGACCCAUACCCAAGGGCACCUUCCACUAUGAGUCCAACAAUCCACCUGCGCGCACAAUCUCCAAUCCGCCCAAGGAAGUUGCCUACGAGGGUCCGUUUGUAAGACCCGCCGCCCAGUUGAGCUACCAACAGGAGUUGAGUCCGCAGAAACCAGAGCCAGAGCCGCAAGCUCCACAGUCCAAGCUAAACACGCAGGCAAUUGCUUCUCCUUCAUCAGCAGCUGCUCCCGCGCCUAAACCUAGCGAACACUCAAACUAUGGUGGACCCACGCCCAGUAGCUUGGUCUAUGUUACGGUCAACUCACAUAGCCCGACGGCCGCUGCGCCUGCCGCUCAUCAGGCUGAGGAGCAAGCGGUGCCCCAGCUGCCUAGUCCUCACGAUUAUGUCUCGGAAGCCGCUGCCGAGCCCUCGCAGCAUCAUAUACAGCAUGCGCCUGCACCUAAAUCCCAUCUAAACACCCAUUCCCAACCUGAAACUCAGCUCCUGGUUAAGCCCAAUGGCUACACCUUCGUGGAGGUGCAGAAGUCCGUGAACAUCCACAACAAACUCAUUACUGAGAAGGACGGUCGUUUGGUGGAGAUGCACGAGACCAUUUACCAUCCGCCGCCCUAUCAGCAGAAUCACUUUAGCGUCACCUCUUCCGGCUACAGUCCUAAGGACUUUGUUUCUGCUGCUUCGCCAGAGACGGCUCCUGCUCCAGCACCAGCACCAGCACCGCCUCCAUCUGCAACUAACUACGUUUCCCUAGCCGCGAAUCCCAUCAAUGUUGAGCAAGUGGAAUACGACAGCGCACCGCAAGAGGGAGCCAUCUCGCACGCAGCCAUCAACAUUGAUGUGCCCCAUCAGCCUAGAGGCCACGACGCAACACAUGAUGCACACCAUGAAGCACCCCACCACCACCCUGUGACCGUGGUAGAGAAGCAUUCGCCCCAGCCGUACCCGGUGCCGGUUGAGAAAAUCAUUGAGCGUCCCGUUAAGGAAAUUGUGGAAAGGCACAUACCCGUGCCAUAUGCUGUACCCCAGCCGGUGCCCGUGCCCGUUCAUGUCGAGCACUAUGUGGAUCGUCCCUAUCCCGUUGAGACCAUUGUCGAACAGCCUGUGCCUUAUCCCGUGGAGACAAUUGUUGAGAAGAUCGUCGAGAAGCAGGUGCCCGUCGAAGUGGAGCGGAUUGUCGAGAAGCCCGUCGAGGUGGAGAAGAUUGUGGAGAAGUAUAUAGAUCGUCCCAUGGCCAUACCCAUUCAUGUGCCCGUCGCCAUACACAUGCCCAUGCCACCGAACCACUCACCCGGCUUCAACUUUGGCUCACAUCCCAACGCCCUGCACCCCUGGACGCAUGCCUCGGUGGCUCAUAUCCCUCCCAAAGUUCUGCAGCACUAUUACACGCGCAUGCUGAAAAAGCUGCUGCCCCAGUUGGCUGCACCGCAGACGACAGCCAAAACGGCAUCGAAGACCACAGCCAAGGCAGCCCUAGUGAAGCCUCCGGUUAGGCCUGUGCGUGGCGAGGCGCCCAAGGUGGCAACCUUCAGCCUGGCCGACAUGCGCUUCGAUUUGCGCCCGCCGCCACCGCCGCAGGGCUCACCUUGGCUUCAGGGCGCCCGCUACAUAUACAACACCCUGCCCGAUGACUUGUCCGUUGCAGCUGCCUCGGCGCCCGCCCACAUGGUCAAGUCCUACAUAGGGCCCGUGCCCACAACUAGCACGAGCAGCGAGAACAACGGCAGCGAAUUCGAUGAGUUCCAACGCUGGCGCAAUGGCCACAGCCUGAAACGCAGUCCCGACUUCGGACGCAAUCUGCACCUGGAGUACGGCUUCAAGCCGCCCUUGGUGCCUUCGGUGGAGAUCGAUGAUAAGGGCAUGCCCCUGAAACAAGCGGAUGCAGCAGUGCAGUAGUUGAAAGAUGUUAACCAGUUGAAAUGAAAAGCGUGCCAAAAUAUACAGCUAUAGUUAUUAUUGUCUAUUUAUGUAAAAUAUUAUAAAUGCGCAUUUAAUAAAUUUACAUUAAACCAA
This is a messenger RNA of Drosophila montana, 3033 nucleotides long. Its product is annotated as inactive histone-lysine N-methyltransferase 2E. NCBI's taxonomy places the organism in Eukaryota, Metazoa, Arthropoda, Insecta, Diptera, Drosophilidae. The record is from RefSeq and is a predicted model, not a curated record. The transcript is spliced from 2 exons. Bases 1 to 2916 code for a protein of 971 amino acids.